AUGGUUGGAGCUCCAACAGCAACAGUAACAACAGAUCCACAUAAUUUUCAACGGAUUCGAGAUACCGGAACUGUAUACAAAUGCUUGGUUACGGAACCGAAAUGUGGCGAAGUUUUCUUUGAUCUUGAAGGAAAUGAAGAAAAACUGCAUGGCUUAGAGUCACGGCAAAUUGAGGAAAAGUCGAAAGAACGUCUGGGAUCGACGGUGGUUUCAUCAAAAAAAGGAGACAAAUUUGUGGCAUGUGCUCCGCACUAUACAUACUUCUUCUCAAAAUUUGACCUGCGCGAUCCAGUCGGACGUUGCUUCUACGUUGAUAGAAGUUUCGAUAAUUUCACUCAGUUUGCUCCAUGCCUUAAAGAAAUUUUUACUGGAUAUCAUCGUUUGGGAUUUGGUCUCUGUGGGCACAGUGCAGCUGUUCCUGAAUAUAUGAAUCGUGUAUAUGUUGGUGCUCCAGGAGCAUACUAUUUACAAGGUUCAAUAUUCUCUCAAAAUGUUCGAGACAAGAACGACAGACCAAACACGUUGGCACAAAAUGCUGAAUACGACAACACAUAUCUAGGAUUCUCGACCGCUGUUGGAGACUUCAACAGUGACGGCAAUGAAGAUGUUGUCGCUGGUGUUCCUCGUAUGGGCGCUUGUGGAGCUGUACAGACCAGCAUGCAACACGUAAUUGUAAAUUUUAGUUACGACGAUAUUAUUGCUGGCGCUCCAUUUUAUACAGCCUUUGGAGUCAAGGAGAAUGCUAAAACACAUGAAAAGAAACCGAAAUAUGAAAUAGGCAAAGUCGUGAUCUUCUUCCAGAGAUCUGGAAGAAAAUUUACUACUCAAACGAUCUAUGGUGACAAGGACUGGUCACAGUUUGGUUAUUCAAUUGCGGCAGUCGGUGAUUUAAAUCAAGACAAGUACAAUGACUUUGUUGUUGGAGCACCAUACGGAGGUUCAGAUGGUGGUGGAGCUAUAUAUGUGUUUCAUGGUGGUAAAGAUGGAGUUCGAGAAAAACCAACCCAAGUGAUUGAAGGUCGAAGUAUACGCAGAGACAUUCGGAGCUUUGGCUUUGCAGUUGCUGGCGGAAAAGAUAUUGAUGGAAACCAGUAUCCAGAUAUUGCCGUUGGUGCGUACAAGUCAGGACACGCUGUUAUACUUAGAACGAAGCCUGUAGUUCGAGUCAAGGGUGAUGUUCAUCUUGUUGCUAAUUCAGUAAAUUUGGAACAUAAAAACUGCACUACUUCACUUGGAAGGAUGGCUUGUGUCGAAAUGGAUUACAACUUGGCGAUUGAAGAUCGACCAAAAUCACCGAAGCAAGUUGAACUGAAAAUUACUGCUCAAGUAGAUGCUAAAAUGCCAUCAAAACCACGUGCAUUUUUCAUCAGCUCGGAUUUAGUAAGUUUUCGGAAGAUUUUAACAAGUGUUACACCUUUCUUUCAAGUUACACCUUACUUUUUCAUCAAUCUGUUACAGGAUUCAAUUCGCGAUAAAUUGACACCAAUCUCCGUUACUCUAAACUACACACUAAUUGAAAGUUUUACGAACAGACCAAGCGAGUUGGAUGCUGCCCUUGAUACCACGCUUCCAACAACUUACUCUAGAGAGCUUAAAAUCGAUAAAAACUGUGGGAGUGAUGAGAAGUGCAUCCCAGAUCUCAGCCUUUCUGUUAUUCCGAGUAAAGAUAAGUUUACAAUCGGUGGUGUCGAUCAAAAAGUUGUGCUCAAUGUCACUGUCGAUAAUAGAGGAGAAGAUGCCUAUGAGUCACAGUUCUUCAUAACGAUACCACCAGAAUUUGAGUAUGGUGGCAUUGUUAAUUACGAUGGAAAGAGCAGAAUUCCAUGUGACAAGGUAGAAGCUCACGAGAAUACACAAGAAUAUAUUUUCCGAUGUGAUCUUGGAAACCCUAUACCAGCAAACAAAAAAGUAAAAUUUGGAGUUAACUUGACUGCUGGUAAUGCUAGUUAUGCAACGGAUGAAAUUGUCAUUAAGACGCUCGUCAACAGUACAAACGAAGAAGCGAGGGGACGUGACUAUGACAAUGCAGUAAAUGUGACGCUGGGAUUAGAGACAAAAGCUCAGUUGAUAUUGAGUAGUAAAUCAGAGCCUCCAGAGGUAGUCUAUUCAAUUCGAAAUAUGACAUUAGUCGCAGAUGCUAACGCUGAAUACGACGUUAGGGCCAAAUUCGACUCCGACAUCGGUCCACUUGUUACACACGUCGGUCCAAGUUCUAUUCGAAAAGCAAGACUUGAUAUUAUCUGGCCAAGUCAUUUUAGUGAUGAAAAACAUUUGCUUUAUUUAAUUGACGCUCCAGAAGCUGAUCCUCCUCAUGAUGUUGAAUGUCGUAUGGAGCCGAUUGAAAACAUGAAUCCUGAAAGUCUUCUGGUUAGUUCGCAGAGUAUGAAUUUCAACUGUACCCAUAUUUAUUGCGAUAUCAGAAACCUAAACGCCAUGCAGUCAGUGGUAAUUUACGUUUACUCAAGGCUGGUACUAAACACAGCCAUUGAGACUUUUACUGAUGUUGAGAAGUCCUACGAAGUUUCAUCGCUAGCUAUAGCAGAAGUUGUGGAGAUGCCGUUCAAAACUGGAUACAAACAACUAAAACAAAUGCUUGCAGUAAGCCUUUAUUUUGUUAGACAAUUGAAUUUUCCGUACAACCCCAUCAUUAAAUUACAUUUUCAGUGCGGAUUUUUCAAAAGGAAACGACCGCCUGCAGAACAUGCCACCUAUAAUACUGGUGCCCGGAACCAAGAUGCGUUUGCCGAUAGCCAAAUGAGGUACGCACAGCCAUAUAUGUACAAUGAGAACAAGCAUGGUGCUAGAUUAUAG
Molecule: messenger RNA, 2811 nt
Organism: Enterobius vermicularis (human pinworm)
Lineage: Eukaryota; Metazoa; Nematoda; Chromadorea; Rhabditida; Oxyuridae
Source: the annotation of a GenBank genome assembly